GACUUGCGAGGUGCACAGGCCCUGGUUAUAAGCUGUGGAUGUGGGACUGUACAAGCUGAAGUCACAGCACUUACCUCUCAGCCAAGCCAACUAGAAUACCCUGCCUGCCUGUACUGCCGCUCUCUCUCGUUCUCGCUCUCUCUCUCUCCCUCUCCUUCCCUCCUAGAGUGUGAGAGCGCUGAGAUUUGGAAAGUGCGCCUCAGACCCACUUUUGGUCAGCCUGAAGACGGUACAGAGACGGUUUUCCCCCCCUCUCUCUUCCCUUCGAUCCCACUCUCAGUCUCUCUCUCUCACUCGCUCGCUCUCUCCCUGCAGAAGCACAUGGACUACAUUUUCUCCAGAGAGACAGAGAAAGAAGCAAACCAACAUAAAAUUUGUUCCACCUGCCAUUGGUGAAAAUAUUAAAAUUUUUCUGUUUUUGGACAAAGUCGGACCGGCUUUCAAACCAGCGGCAUUGCAAAGUUUAUUUAUAUAUUUUUUAAUAAUUUUUUGUUCCUUUGAUAUUGACUGAUCUGAUACCAUCCUAAUUUCUCUGGGAGACAUGCGUGGCUGAAGGAGAAGAGGAGCCAGAGCCCAACCUGAAAUUCACACCUCGUUGACACCCUCUCACAUCCCGUUCCUCCAUCUACCAUUCAACGCUUGGAGGAGAGAAAAGCAAGUCGUCGUAAGGAUUGGACCAAGGCGCAGCAGUUGCUAGCGGCUAAACCUGGAGCCUGGGAGUCUGAUGACCAUGCUGUUGGCUCCUGUCUGUGUGCUGCUGCUGCUGGGGGGCCGUGUCCUUGGAGGAGGCUACCCCCCCAUGCCCCAGAUGAAGUACAUGCAGCCCAUGAUGAAGGGCCCUGUGGGACCUCCCUUCCGAGAGGGCAAGGGACAGUACCUCGACAUGCCACCCAUGAUGGACGUAAAGGGCGAGCCAGGGCCCCAAGGUAAACCUGGACCUAGAGGCCCAACUGGGCCCUCAGGACUUCCGGGAAAACCAGGACUGGGGAAACCAGGUCUCAAUGGCCAGCCUGGCCUUCAGGGGCCUCCAGGCUUUCCGGGCAUUGGGAAGCCAGGACUUCCGGGUCUCCCAGGAAAGGGGGGAAUUAAGGGGAUGCCUGGGAAUAAUGGAGAGGUUGGACUCCGGGGUGAACCAGGUCCCAGAGGACUUCCAGGUCAACCAGGUCUCCCCGGGCCAGCUGGCCUGUCUCUUAAUGGCAAACCUGGCCUUCCCGGUGGGAGGGGAGAACCUGGGUCUCGUGGAGAACCAGGACAGAAAGGUGGGCCUGGAAAUCCUGGGGAGCGUGGACUCAAGGGAGAGAAUGGCAAUGGGAAUCCUGGAUUGCCAGGAACCAGGGGCCCCAUUGGGCUCAGGGGCCCCCCAGGGCCAGCUGGUAAUCAGGGCAUGGGAAAACCAGGACUUGACGGGCUUCCUGGUCCUUCUGGGCCUAAAGGGGACCAGGGGCUCCCAGGAGGAAUAGGAGAGCCAGGGGAGGCUGGCGGUCCAGGGCUGCAAGGCCAGCCUGGACCCAUCGGAUUGGGAAAGCCUGGUAAUGAUGGAUUGCCUGGAGGACCCGGUCCACUUGGGCCGAAAGGUGAGCCAGGACAGAGAGGUUCUCCAGGGUUUCCUGGAGGUCCUGGCUACGGCAAACCUGGUCUACCAGGGAUAAAGGGAGACAAGGGCCUUUUCGGGGGACCAGGUGUCCCUGGAGCUAAGGGAGAGCCUGGGAUGGAGGGACAGCCAGGAGACAUGGGCCCAGAUGGAAAGCCAGGACCACCAGGAAUACAGGGCCCCAUGGGGCUUUCAGGAAAACACGGCAUGCCCGGCCUGAAGGGAGAGUUGGGUCCGCAGGGGCAUCCAGGUCUGCCAGGGAUCAGAGGGGACCAGGGUCCCGGUGGUAUGUCUGGAAAACCAGGCAUUCCUGGAGACAAAGGGCUCCCGGGCCCUAACGGGGCUAUCGGAAAACCUGGGCCCAAAGGCGAGGCGGGGCACAUAGGCCUGCCAGGAAACCCAGGUCUUUUAGGCAAUCCUGGACCAAAAGGGGAGCUUGGGUUCGUUGGGUCUCCAGGACCAAGAGGCCAGUCUGGAAUCCCCGGUCUGCAGGGGCCUUCAGGGCCAAUGGGACCACAGGGUAUCCCAGGUCUGAAGGGCGAACCUGGGCUGCCGGGUCUUCCAGGUCUGGGCAAGCUCGGAGAAAAAGGAGUUCCAGGUCCCCAAGGUCCCCCAGGAAAGCCAGGUAACUCUGGACUCAACGGCAACCCCGGCCCUCCUGGGCCACCCGGGCCCCCUGGCCCUGCAGGAAACGGACAAACCGGGGUGGCUGGGCUAACGGAUUCAGGGCUGGGUGGGGACGAGGUACCAGACGAGAGGAACGGAAAACCACUGUUUGGCCGUGCAGAUCUCUCCGCCACCCUGGCACCCGCGUUUACCGCCAUCCUCACUACAGCCUUCCCUCCCUCUGGGAUGCCCAUCAAGUUCGACAGGACCCUGUACAACGGGCAGAAUGCCUACAACCCUGCCACCGGUAUAUUCACCAGCCCCAUGCCUGGCGUCUACUACUUUGCCUACCACGUGCAUGUAAAGGGACUCAGUCUGUGGGUGGCGCUGUACAAGAACUAUGUUCCAGCUACAUACACCUAUGACGAGUACAAGAAGGGCUACAUGGACCAGGCGUCCGGUAGCGCCGUCCUUGAGCUGAAGGAGAACGACCAGGUGUGGAUGCAGAUGCCCUCGGAUCAGGCUAAUGGGCUCUACUCCACCGAAUACAUCCACUCGUCCUUCUCAGGGUUCCUGCUCUGUCCCACAUAACGGCCUGCUAGUCAACUAUCACCUAGGGUGCCUUCUGAUGUCCCUAUAUCAUAACACCGGCAGCCAUAACAGAAUAACACCACCUGUAUAAUGUUAUCAUCAACAACAUCAACAACGACAGGAAAAGACGUUGCGAAUGGAAGAUGGAGAAUUAAAAAGCAGGAGAAGGAUACUUCAUGCUGUGCUCUGUUUUUAUCUCUUUCUUUAAAAUGUCAGUUUUUUUUUUUUUAUGUGUUUGUUUUUUUAGCUUAUAUUAUUAUAAUUAUUAUUAUUGUCAUAAUUGUUAUUAUUAUUAUUAUUAUUAUUUGUCAUCGUUGUCUGUAUUGUUGUUGUUUAUUGGAUUCAGACUAUUAAGUGCCUUACUUUGUCUAAGUAACAGUUAUUAUGCUGCGUUAUAACUAAUUGGGAAGGUGGUAAAUACCAGUUGGAUGCAAUCACGUGCUUUGAGCUCAUUGAGAAACGCCGAUUGGCUAACAGCUAUCGUGCUUGUAAAAUAUUAUAGUGUUUUAAAACCAUAUUAAUAGCUUGCUUUUUAUAAAUAAUGUUUUGCUGUUGCAUUUAACUGCCAUAAAUGCUGUUAUCAUUUCCUUAGUAGGUGACAUUGGAGGUCAGCAUGUGGGAGAAGUCGGAGCUCAGCGAUGAUAGACGAGUUUCCCAUUAGUAAUUACCAGUUAGAGGAGCGUUCAAGUCGAUUUUUCCUAGUCGUAUGUGGUAAAUACCACCUUCCCACCUGGUUGUGAACGUAGCAUUAGACCUACCCAUGUGACUGCACAUCCUACCCAAAUGCUCUGACAUCAGUAGGAUGAAAUCUUCGGACCCUGGGGCUCUGAUUGGUUCCCCUGGCUGCAGUCACUUCCUGCACAAAAACCUCCCAUUUCCUUCCGUGUGCACUUCCUUCCUAUUUAAAUCAAUAUUUCACAUAAAGAUGUACCAUUACACAUACAGUAUGAAGAGUAUAUUCAAUAAACAAUCCCUUACGUGAAAUAAUAUCCCAAACUUUCACUUGACUUUUUUUUUUUUUUAAUACCUGUUAUAGGGAUCGAUGGAUCAUUGUUUAUCAGUAUGCUCUGAUGUUUUGACAGUCAACUUCCAGUUGUCUGUCGGGUGCUAAUUUCCUGGUUCUAUGAGAGGCCGGUGCUGAAAGCAUUGCUGGUCAUACUAGAAGCUGACGGUUUUGGAUCAUGGCUAUUUCUUGAUCAAUAAGAAGUCAUUGCUCUAUCCAACUUGUGUAAGAUCCACACAAAGCAGGGAACACAUAGAGAUAGCAGUAUUAAAAAUCCAAAAGUAACCAUGCUUUCCCCCUUUUUCCUCUUCUUUGAAAAAGCAUCAAAAUCCAAACCAGUAACCUAAAGAAUUAUAAAUACUGUAUAUAGAACACAUUAAAUAGACAAAUAAAUAAAUCUAUGAAUAAAUGUGUAAGUUAAUCAUUAUAUUAAUAAAUACAUUAUGCGUCAGCUAAUAGACAGAAAUUGUGGGCCAAAUGCAUUAGGAUCAGUGCCAUGUUUCCCUGCAUGGAUCCAUUCUGUGGGUAUUCCCAUUUACCACCUGCAUUGCAGCUCCCAUGUCACCCUAAUUACGUGCUCUAUGGCACACACAUAUUGAUGACAUCACUGCUUCUUGUGUCCGCUAACGCCAUGGCUGUGGCCGAGCAAUCAAUGCCCUAGUACCUUUCACAUUAACAUUUAGAGUGAACGUUCUGAGGGAUAGCUCACAUUAAAAGCCUCAUUCUGUCUACAAACUACACAGCACAUCACAACUACAAAUCACAUUAACAACUGGCCAAAGGCCAUCCAACCUGUUUCUACAGAAUAACCCUUUCAAGGUUCAGAUGAAACCCAAUGGGUGCAUUGGGUGCAAUUCAAAUGAUCUUACACAACACUCCCAGUAUUUGGUGCUAUAGUUAUUAUCUCAUUGUGAUGAUAAACGUACAGUAACAAUGUAUAAUCCUCCAUAAGCCUCAGUAUAACAUAAAGGCUAUACAUUCAUUUUCCACCUAAAGAUACAUCCACAACUAAAAUGGUUUGUCCAUUGCUUGGUUAAAUGGAACAUCUGAUGUUGCCGCAGUAUAUUCCUAGCAGAAGUUUUCUGACAGAAUAAGAAAGAAGGUUAACUUUCGGAAAUGACCAUGCAUGAAUCUCCAUAAUAAGUAUAUAUAUAUAGAGAGAGAGAGAGAGAGCGAGAGAGACCGACAGAGAGGGAGGGAGCGAGAGAGAGGCCCUGUGGUUGUGAAAUUGUUAUUGCAUAACAGUUAACAUGGCUCUGUUAUUUCUGGGAGAAACGGUGGGACAAAGGUGAGAAGGGUGUUUGCUGUGUGAGUUCUCCUAGUGCAGUACAGUGUUUCUGUCUGUAUCUAUUUUUUAACUCCCAGCCGUUAACACUUCACCUGGGUGAAAGAUGAACUGCAAAGACCAUGGAACAUGCUUUCUUAGUCAUGCACUUCUAGCUAAUAUUCCACCACAGUUUUGAAUUGAAGAUCUGAUGUGGUUCAAAUAGGACAUGUGUGUCAUCAUGAAGGUGACCUAAAUGUAUAUGUAUGGUCCUAUAGCUUGGGCAAUGUCGCAAAGAGAAGAAUUUGGUUUGGUAGUAGUAGUGGGCUACACAUCAUGCAAAGAGGAGAAACGUCAAAUAGACACGUGGGAAAUGUAUUCAAAGUAAGACGACAGUAAUGUUGGUAUAAAAACAUGAAGGUUGACAUGGGAGAAUCUGGGAAGGAAUGAACGGGACAAUCUAUCGUGAAGACCUUCAUUUUCCAGUGACCUUGGACUCAAGGUUAUAUGAUACAGUAUAUCACACUUCCUUGCUGUAAAUUCAACGUAGGGGCAUCAUAUAGUGUUUCCAUCUUUAGAUAUAUUUACUAUUGGUCAUCAAUGGUGAGAAUACACCAUUUCGACUGCCCUGAUGCUAUUCAUGGUGGAUAUAGCAGAAUGGUAGGUAGCACCCAUUUAUUUUCCUAGAUUUUGAGUUCUCUUUCUGUAACACUACUCAAAAGUAGAAGUUGUAUUCAGAUUGAGAGCCUGAUGCCAACAUUCAAUCAAAAUGGUUAUCCAGGUUCCUGUGGUAAAUAAGAAGAAUAAUGAAUGUAGGGAUAUUGCUCUGUUGUCUGCAUAUUAAUACAAUUGCUGUAUAGCUGUGUCUAAAGAAAUAUGUUUUUGAAAUGUCCUGGAGAAACGGUCAUCGGUUUUGACUGACUAGAGCCUCAUGUCUCACGUUCAGUAUUUUAAGUUUAUCCAAUGCAUUCUCACUAGUCUCUGUGCCCCUAAUCCUCUCAUCAGAACCUGAACAUACCUUAAGCAAAGUUUGUGUAUCAUUAUUGUUGUGUAAGUCUACUAGACAAUUCAAGACUUGUUCUUGUUAUGUACUGUAUAUCAGACAUUUGGAAAGCCAUUUUUGAGUGGCGUGGUCGGAUAGACUGUUACUCUCCUUUUGUCUAUUCCUUGUCAUAGACAAUGUCACUUGGUUUCAGAGCUUGCAGUGUGUGCAAAUCAUUUUCCCCAAAUGUACUGCCUUGAUCAUAAACUGAUUAGACUUGUUUUCUACUCAAUGAUAAAAAAAACUAUAUAUAUAUAUAUAUAUAUAUAUAUAAAAAUAUGCCUUGCUUCGGUUUUAAGGGAUAUUUGUUUGUUAUAGUUUGGAGAUAGAUACAAAUGGGCAUUUUAAUUUGCUCAUGACCUUAAUGAAGAUGUAUUUAUACAUUUGUGAUAAUUUAACAGUAACGCCAAAACCGCCCACCAAAGCCUAGAUGGUAUAAAUGGUAUUUAACAGCAUUGAACGAGAUCAUUUAGAACACCUAGUUAGCAUUCUAGCAUUGUUCAUGAAGGAUUAUUUUUGUGGAUUUAAAAAAAUAUGUUUUUUUUGUAUAAUGUACAAUGUAUCAACCUAUAGGAUUGUUUGUCUUAUACAUGGCUAUUGUGUGCCCUCUAUGCAAUAGAAUAUGGGUAUAAAAUGCACUCUUUUGAUUGAAAAUGUUUUGUCUGCUUAUACAAAAUCUACAGUACUUGAUUGUAUUGAUACCAAAUCAAUAAAUACUUUAUUGUA
This is a messenger RNA of Salmo salar (Atlantic salmon), 6823 nucleotides long. RefSeq lists its product as uncharacterized. Lineage: Eukaryota; Metazoa; Chordata; Actinopteri; Salmoniformes; Salmonidae. Gene Ontology annotation, molecular function: protein binding. The record is from RefSeq and is a predicted model, not a curated record.